Molecule: messenger RNA, 5010 nt
Organism: Balaenoptera musculus (blue whale)
Lineage: Eukaryota; Metazoa; Chordata; Mammalia; Artiodactyla; Balaenopteridae
Gene: FBXW7
Product: F-box and WD repeat domain containing 7
Exons: 13
Coding region: 1239-3365 (708 amino acids)
Biological process (GO): proteasome-mediated ubiquitin-dependent protein catabolic process; ubiquitin recycling
Cellular component (GO): nucleus; cytoplasm
Molecular function (GO): ubiquitin binding
Source: RefSeq, a predicted model, not a curated record
CCCGCCCCUCUCUCUGGAGUGAGGCGAGAGCCCCGCACUGAGCGAGGGAGACAGCGAGCUGAGCUCGGGGCGCUACCGCCGCCGCCGCGGAGAGCGUGAGAGCGAGGGAGCAUCCGAGAGACCCAGCGCCCGUGCACUGGCCGCCGCCGAGACCUCCGCCCUAACCUGGGCCAGCGGGAGCCGCGGCCACCCCUCUUCUCCCCCCCUCGCCUUCCCGGCCGGCAGCGGCGGCUGCACACGCCGGAGCCCGAGCCCGAGCCGGAGCCGGCGGCUGGGGGGCAGGGAGGCGGCUACCUCGGGUCGGGACUAGUCGGCUGCUCCGCGGUGAGAGGACGCUGAGGAGGGGCCGGAGCUUCUGUCCGUUCCGGGGCGCGGGGCGAGGGACCCCCAAGGUGGAGGGAGGGGGUCCCAGCCGCAGCGACACAUGCUGGAGCCGGGAGCGGGGGCGGCGCCGAGCGGAGCCGGCCGGGUCCCCCACCUCGCCGCCGCCUCGACCACCCGCCCGGGGCCGUAGCAUCUUGCCCCGGAGUGUAUGAGCCGGGACCCCAAGCCCGGCAACCACCCCCCGACCGGGGGGGCGGGGACCCCGAUGUGAAGCGGAGGCCGGGGCGGCGGGGACAGCAGGACCGGCGCCGCCGUCCUUUCCUUCCCUGCCCCCUCCCCUCCGCCCCCUCGGGGGUCUUCUUUCUCGGCCAGUCGCCGGCCCCCCGGCUCCUCGGCAGGACUCCGGGAGGAGUUCUUAGAGCCCCCUCCCCCGCCCCAGCCCCGAGGGCGGCGGGGCCGGGGGGGACCCGGGGGGCCGGCCGCAGCCUCCGCCCAGAAGAAACUUUUCAAAAACAAAAUCCGGAGCCUCCCAAACGUGACUGUCUGGGGAGAAGUGGCCCGGGACGGGCAGAAGACCCAGCCUGAAGAGACCCAGGAAGAGGAAAAGAGGAGGUAAGCGGGGCCGCCGCCUCGUCUGCUCCGGCGGCGCGGAAGAGACCCGGGUGGCCGCCGGCUUAGCGAUCCCAGCCCCGCUUCUUCCUCAGUAACGCGCCGGAGCCUGCCGCAGCUGCCGCCUGAGUCCCGAGGAGGAAGGGAAGCACCCCACUUUCUCAGCGCCCGGCUCUUCUCUAAAGUGAUUACUUCCUUAGGAUAGAUUGCCAGAAGUGGAGUGACUGGGUCAGAGGAAUGUGAAAACCUUUGCAUCUUCUGAUAGUCUAGCCAAGGUCCAAGAAGUAGCAAGCUGGCUUUUGGAAAUGAAUCAGGAACUGCUCUCUGUGGGCAGCAAAAGACGACGAACUGGAGGCUCUCUGAGAGGUAACCCUUCCUCAAGCCAGGCAGAUGAGGAGCAGAUGAAUCGCGUGGUGGAGGAGGAACAGCAGCAGCAGCAGCUAAGACAACAAGAGGAGGAGCACACUGCAAGGAAUGGGGAAGUCGUUGGAGCAGAACCUAGACCUGGAGACCAAAGUGAUUCCCAGCAAGGACAAUUGGAAGAAAACAAUAACCGGUUUAUUUCAGUAGAUGAGGACUCCUCGGGAAACCAGGAGGAACAAGAGGAAGACGAAGAACAUGCUGGUGAACAAGACGAGGAGGAUGAAGAGGAAGAGGAAAUGGACCAGGAGAGUGAUGAUUUUGAUCAGUCUGAUGACAGCAGCAGGGAAGAUGAACAUACACACAGUAACAGUGUCACAAACUCUAGUAGUAUCGUGGACCUGCCUAUUCACCAACUCUCCUCCCCGUUCUAUACAAAGACAACAAAAAUGAAAAGAAAAUUGGACCAUGGUUCUGAGGUCCGCUCUUUUUCUUUGGGAAAGAAACCAUGCAAAGUCUCAGAAUAUACAAGUACCGCUGGCCUCGUACCAUGUUCAGCAACACCGACAACUUUUGGAGACCUGAGAGCAGCCAAUGGCCAAGGGCAACAACGACGCCGAAUUACAUCUGUCCAACCACCUACAGGCCUCCAGGAGUGGCUGAAAAUGUUUCAGAGCUGGAGUGGACCAGAGAAAUUGCUUGCUUUAGAUGAACUUAUUGAUAGUUGUGAACCAACACAAGUAAAACAUAUGAUGCAAGUGAUAGAACCCCAGUUUCAGCGAGACUUCAUUUCCUUGCUCCCUAAAGAGCUGGCACUUUAUGUGCUUUCAUUCCUGGAACCCAAAGACCUGCUACAAGCGGCUCAGACGUGUCGCUACUGGAGAAUUUUGGCUGAAGACAACCUUCUCUGGAGAGAGAAAUGUAAAGAAGAGGGUAUUGAUGAACCAUUGCACAUCAAGAGAAGAAAAGUAAUAAAACCAGGUUUCAUACACAGUCCAUGGAAAAGUGCAUACAUCAGGCAGCACAGAAUUGAUACUAACUGGAGGCGAGGAGAACUCAAGUCUCCUAAGGUGCUGAAAGGACAUGAUGAUCAUGUGAUCACAUGCUUACAGUUUUGUGGUAACCGAAUAGUUAGUGGUUCUGAUGACAACACUUUAAAAGUUUGGUCAGCAGUCACAGGCAAAUGUCUGAGGACAUUAGUGGGACACACAGGUGGAGUAUGGUCAUCACAGAUGAGAGACAAUAUCAUUAUUAGUGGAUCUACAGAUCGGACUCUCAAAGUGUGGAAUGCGGAGACGGGAGAAUGUAUACACACCUUAUAUGGGCAUACUUCCACUGUACGUUGUAUGCAUCUCCAUGAAAAAAGAGUUGUUAGUGGUUCUCGAGAUGCCACCCUUAGGGUUUGGGAUAUUGAGACAGGCCAGUGUUUACAUGUUUUGAUGGGUCAUGUAGCAGCGGUCCGCUGUGUUCAAUAUGAUGGCAGAAGGGUUGUGAGUGGAGCGUAUGACUUUAUGGUGAAGGUGUGGGACCCAGAGACGGAGACCUGUCUGCACACAUUGCAGGGGCACACCAACAGGGUCUACUCGUUACAGUUUGAUGGCAUCCAUGUGGUGAGUGGAUCUCUUGAUACAUCAAUCCGAGUUUGGGAUGUGGAGACAGGGAAUUGCAUUCACACGUUAACAGGACACCAGUCGUUAACAAGCGGCAUGGAACUCAAAGACAACAUUCUUGUCUCUGGGAAUGCAGAUUCUACAGUUAAAAUCUGGGAUAUCAAAACAGGACAGUGUUUACAAACAUUGCAAGGUCCCAACAAGCAUCAGAGUGCUGUGACCUGUUUACAGUUCAACAAGAACUUUGUAAUUACCAGCUCAGAUGAUGGAACUGUAAAACUAUGGGACUUGAAAACGGGUGAAUUUAUUCGCAACCUAGUCACAUUGGAGAGUGGGGGGAGCGGGGGAGUCGUGUGGCGGAUCAGAGCCUCAAACACAAAGCUGGUGUGUGCAGUCGGGAGUCGCAACGGGACGGAGGAAACCAAGCUGCUGGUGCUGGACUUUGAUGUGGACAUGAAGUGAGGAGCAGGAAAGGUGGCAUCGUCCCAACGUGUAGACGACAUACUCCCUGCCCUUCCCCCUGCAAAAGAAAAAAAAAGAAAAAAAGAAAAAAGAAAAGAAAAAGAAAAAAAAUCCCUUGUUCUCAGUGGUGCAGGAUGUUGGCUUGGGGCAACAGAGCGAAAAGACCUACAGACUCAGAAGGAAAAGAGGAAGCGAUGACAAACCACAACUGACAAGAGAGGCGCCUGCCGGCUCGUCCCGGAAAAAGCUUCACUUUGGACUGAGGGCAGCUUUGCAAAACAAGACUUUCGAAAUCAAACCAGGUGCAAUUAUUUCUUUAUUUUCUUCUCCAGUGGUCGCUGGGCAGCGUUACUGCAGAGGCGUCGUUACAGAUUCUGCUAGCCUGUUCUUUUACCACUGAGACCUAGAAAGAAGCUGCAGUAACAUCCACACAGUACCGGUGGACUUUCUCACCAGAGAGCAUCUGCAACAAAAAGUCAUUUUUCUGGAGCGGAAAAGCUAAAAAGGAAAAAAAUUACUGUGAAUUGUUUUUGUACAGUUAUCAUGAAAAGUUUUUUUUUUUUUUUUUUUUUUUUGCCAACCAUUGCCAAUGUCAAUCAAUCACAGUAUUAGCCUCUGUUAAUCUAUUCCUGUCGCUUCCACAUACACUCUGCAAUGCCUGUGUUGCUCAAAGGUGGCAAGUUGUCCUGGGUUCUGUGAGUCCCGAGAUGGAUUUAAUUCUUGAUGCUGGUGCUAGAAGUAGGUCUUCAAAUAUGGGAUUGUGUCCCACCCCUGUACUGUACUCCCAGUGGCCAAACUUAUUUAUGCUGCUAAAUGAAAGAAAGAAAAAAAAAAAAGCAAAUUAUUUUUUUUUAUUUUUUUUCUGCUGUGACGUUUUAGUCCCAGACUGAAUUCCAAAUUUGCUCUAGUUUGGUUACGGAAAAAAAAAGACUUUUUGCCACUGAAACUUGAACCAUCUGUGCCUCUAAGAGGCUGAGAAUGGGAGAGUUUCAGAAAAUAAAGAGUGAAGUUUGCCUGCAAGUAAAGAAUUGAGAGUGUGUGCAAAGCUUAUUUUCUUUUAUCUGGGCAAAAAUUAAAACACAUUCCUUGGAACAGAGCUGUUGCCGCCUGUUCUGCGGAGAAACUUUUCUUUUUGAGGGCUGUGGUGAAUGGAUGAACAUACAUAAUAAAACUGACAAAAUAUUUUAAAAAUAUAUAAAACACAAAAUUAAAAUAAAGUUGCUGGUCAGUCUUAGUGUUUUACAGUAUUUGGGAAAACAACUGUUACAGUUUUAUUGCUCUGAGUAACUGACAAAGCAGAAACUAUCCAGUUUUUGUAGUAAAGGCGUCACAUGCAAACAAGCAAAAUGAAUGAAAAAGUCAAAUGGUUUGCCUCAUUCUCCAAGAGCCACAACUCAAGCUGAACUGUGAAAGUGGUUUAACACUGUAUCCUAGGUGAUCUUUUUUUCCUCCUCCUGUUUAUUUUUUUUGUUUGUUUUAUUUAUAGUCUGAUUUAAAACAAUCAGAUUCAAGUUGGUUAAUUUUAGUUAUGUAACAACCUGACAUGAUGGAGGAAAACAACCUUUAAAGGGAUUGUGUCUAUGGUUUGAUUCACUUAGAAAUUUUAUUUUCUUAUAACUUAAGUGCAAUAAAAUGUGUUUUUUCA